AAAGAAAAGAAAAGAAAAGAAAAAAAAAGAGGCAGCUACGCUCUUAAAUGGAAGGGGAUGGAGCGGCCCCUCGCCCACGGUUUCGUUUUCUCGAUGCGCCCCGUGCCCUGCUGAUCUCGCCGGCGAUUCAAGCCGGAUUCUUGGGCGAAAUCAUAAAAUCCGGCCUUUAGAUCUCGAUAUCACGGAGGGAGAGGUGGUAUCGGCCCGUUCGCGGGCGAAAACCAACGGCUUGUAGCCGUUUGUGGAAGGAGAUCAGGUGGGGGACCUGGAUUGAUACGUGAUCGGGGCGGAAUUGAUGAAUGGAAGCCUAAAGAGGUAAAAAGUCGAGACUUUUUUUGCAAUUUUUGCCGAAUUAGCUGUGGGAGUCGGUGUCUGAGCGAGAAAUUUGCGAGUUUUGAUACGAAAAGUUCGUGUUUUCUGGAAGGAAAUCUGGAGUUUUUAGGGGGUUUCUUUUCCGGCUCCGGCAUUAUUAAGGUUUUUAAUUCACCCUGGGGUUCUGCAUUGGGUGGAGUCGACGAGAUUAUUGGUUUCCUUUGUUGAUGUGGGCGUAAAAAAAUAAUUCUCGUUUCGACUCGUGGGACGUUGAUGGUUCUCGUGGGAGGGGAUUGGUGUUAGAUUCUUAUUUAUGGGGGGCAAAGCUCAGUGGUUUCCGAGGAUGUGCCGGUUGGAGAAGUCGAUGGGAUCUCAGUACGCCGGGGAGCGGCAGGUGGGUCUGAAGGCCGGCGGCGACGAUGUCGGGGUGAAGGUGGAGAAGCUCAAGGGCUCGAUGGUGUCUAGGUCUCGGGUGAAGCUCUGGAUGAUCCGGGCGACGACCACCGUGCUUCUGUGGACGUGCGUGGUCCAGCUCACGGCACUGGGGGAGAUGUGGGGGCCGAGGGUGCUCAAGGGCUGGCCUUCUUGCUUCACCCCCUCCGAUUCGCCUGCUCCAGUGAAACCCUCUUCGGUGGUUGAAAAAAUCCCUCCUCCGCCCAAAAGGAUAUAUAAGAACAAUGGUUAUUUAAUGGUGUCAUGCAAUGGCGGGCUUAAUCAGAUGCGAGCAGCAAUUUGCGAUAUGGUCACCAUUGCUAGAUAUUUGAAUGUGACACUCAUUGUACCAGAGUUGGAUAAAACAUCAUUUUGGGCCGAUCCUAGUGAGUUUCAAGACAUAUUUGAUGUGGAUCAUUUUAUUACAUCUUUGAGAGAUGAGGUUCGGAUAUUGAAAGAACUACCCCCUAGGUUAAAAAGAAGGGCAGAGCAUAGAAUGGUAUAUUCUAUGCCACCUGUUAGUUGGUCCGAUAUUUCUUAUUACCAAAAUCAGAUUCUUCCUUUGAUACAGAAGCACAAGAUAGUGCAUUUAAAUAAAACUGAUGCCCGGCUUGCUAAUAAUGGCUUGCCUUUAGAGAUUCAGAAAUUGCGUUGUCGAGUAAAUUAUGCUGCUCUGCGAUUUACCCCUCAGAUUGAAGAGCUAGGUAGACGAGUGAUUAGAAUCUUGCAACAGAAUGGUCCAUUUCUGGUCCUCCAUUUACGAUAUGAAAUGGACAUGUUGGCUUUCUCAGGCUGUACUCAGGGUUGUACUGAAGAAGAGGCAGAGGAGUUGACAAGAAUGAGAUAUGCAUAUCCUUGGUGGAAAGAGAAAGUUAUCAACUCUGACCUGAAAAGGAAAGAUGGCCUGUGUCCUUUGACGCCAGAGGAGACUGCUCUGGUUUUGAGGGCAUUAGAUAUUGAUCGUAAUGUUCGCAUAUACAUUGCAGCAGGAGAAAUGUAUGGUGGACAGAGGAGGAUGGCUGCCCUUACUGCAGCUUAUCCAAAUGUGGUGCGAAAGGAGACACUAUUGGAACCUUCCGAUCUUAGGUUUUUCCAGAACCACUCAUCACAAAUGGCAGCAUUAGAUUACUUGGUUUCUUUAGAGAGUGACAUUUUUGUUCCUACUUAUGAUGGUAACAUGGCCAAGGUUGUCGAGGGUCAUCGCAGGUACUUGGGUUUCAGGAAGACAAUCCAAUUGGAUCGAAAGCUCCUCGUUGAGCUGAUAGACCAGUACAAUAAUGGUUCUUUGGGUUGGGAUGAGUUCUCCUCGUUGGUUAAGGCUGCCCAUGUUAAUCGGAUGGGAAAACCCACAAGGAGGGUGGUGAUUCCCGAUAGACCCAAGGAAGAGGACUACUUCUAUGCCAAUCCCCAAGAGUGCCUGCGUCGGCUUGAUGAGCCAUGGAGUUUGUGAAAUUAUUGUAGCCCUUCGCCAUUCUUUCAUAAAUGCAGUAAAUCUAUAUCCUUUCCUAAGAGGUCUCCACUGGACCCAACUGAUCAAAGUGGAGAAGGUUUGCUUCAAGGAGAGGGUAGAUAAUUGGAGGAGGUCAGCUCAUGCUGGAGGUGUUUUUCUGGUGCAACUGGUAAAUACACAUAUUUAUAAUAUGAGAUAGCUUUAUUUACAUUGUUCAAAGAAAAAAAUUGGAUUCUUGUAUAGAGGGUGAUUGAGAGAGAGAGAGAGAGGGGGGGGGGUGGGGGUCGUCAACCCAUUGCAGGGAAAUACAAGCUGCAUGUACAACACAGCAGAUUGAAAUAGAGAGAUGUCAGUUGUUAAUCUGGAUACAAGGUUUUGUGGAAGGUCCGUUGCCUCAACAUCUCAAUCUCUCAACCUAUUGUUUUGUGACUCCAAUCAAUGAAACAUUUGCAAUAUCCUCGGGUUAUAUAGAUUGACUCAACUCUUGUUUGAUUACUGUUUGUAACAUUUGGUGCCAUCUUUCAUAUGCACUUAUCUUUAUUUCA
Elaeis guineensis (African oil palm) is the source of this 2739-nucleotide messenger RNA. RefSeq names its product rhamnogalacturonan I rhamnosyltransferase 1. The record is from RefSeq and is a predicted model, not a curated record. Lineage: Eukaryota; Viridiplantae; Streptophyta; Magnoliopsida; Arecales; Arecaceae. Gene Ontology annotation, cellular component: cytoplasm.